GCCGUGCCCGUGAGGGGCCGGGCACAGCGCGGACGGCCGGACCCGCAGCCCCUCGGGCCGUGCCCGUGAGGGGCUGGCUGGUCGAGACGGCCACCUCGGGCCGUCCUUAGGUGCUCCCGACGAGCCCUGGGCCAGGCGGGAUGUGUGUAGGAAUCCCAGCUGGCCCGGGCAGGGCUGCCGAGAAUUGGAGCAGCAUCACCUGCGUGGGCCGGCACAGACAGACGAGCACCGGACUCGUGGCUGAGUGCGAUAAGGGCGGCCAAACCACGACUCGUCUGGCAGUUCUCCAGGCUUUAGAGGAUGGGCUGAAGAAGGCAGAGGCAGAUCCCUCAGUGAAAGCUGUUAUGAUUUGUGGUGAAAAUGGGAAAUUCAGUGCAGGAGCUGACAUCCGAGGAUUUUCCUCUCCGAAGAGACACGGAGGUGCCCUGGGCCCCAUCGUGUCUCUCAUCGAAAGCAGCGAGAAGCCGGUGGUGGCGGCCAUCGAAGGCGUCGCUUUGGGAGGAGGCCUGGAGGUGGCGCUGGGCUGUCACUACCGCAUCGCACACGUGAAGGCUCGGAUGGGUUUGCCAGAGGUCACUAUAGGGUUACUUCCAGGUGCUGAAGGCACUCAGCGACUCCCCAGACUGAUUGGAGUACCAGCUGCUCUGGAUAUGAUCACUACAGGAAAACACAUUCCAGCAACUGAAGCACUGAAGCUGGGCUUGGUUGAUGAAAUCGUGGAAGAAAACACCAUUGAGGCAGCAAUCCGUUUGGCAAACAAAGUGAUUGGUCAGCCCCUGGGACCCCGCAGGCUCAGCCUUAAGCCAGUUCCCAAAGUGCCCGACAUGGAAGCGUUUCUGCGUGAAGCUCUUGUGAAGGUGAAGAAACAGGCGCGGGGGUGCCUGGCUCCGGAGCUGUGCUUCCAGGCCGUGCGAGCCGCCGCCGAGAGGCCCUUUGCCGAGGGGGUGCGGCGGGAGCGGGAGCUGUUCCAGGUGCUGCUGACCUCGGGGCAGGCCCGGGCGCUGCAGUACGCCUUCUUCGCCGAGAGAGCCGUGCGCAGGUGGGCAACUCCCGGCGGAGCCUCCUGGAGCAGCGCUGCCCCGCAGCCCGUGCGCAAGGCCGCCGUCAUAGGGCUGGGAACGAUGGGCCGAGGCAUUGUGACUUCUCUGGUUAAGGCCAACAUACCUUUGGUAGCCCUGGAGCAGGAUCUGGAAUAUCUGAACAAGGGAAGAAAAGCUGUGAUGCUCCUUUUGGAACGUGAGGCUAUGAAAAUGGAGGGGGGUGCCCAGACCCUGGAUUUCCAUAACCCUGCACGUCUCCAGUUCACUGUGGACUUUGAUCUGUUGCGUGAUGUAGACCUAGUCAUCGAGGCUGUGUUUGAGAACAUGGCACUGAAGAAGGAAAUAUUCCACAAGCUGUCAAAGAUCUGCAAGCCAGGAGCCUUGCUGUGUACAAACACAUCAGCCCUGAACAUCGACGAAAUAGCUUCUGCCACGAGCUGCCCACAGCAGGUCAUUGGCACCCACUUCUUCUCCCCUGCCCACGUGAUGAGGCUGCUGGAAAUCAUCUACGGCCGCCACACGUCCCCCACCGCCAUCGCCACUGCUAUGCAGCUGGCCAAAGCCCUGAAAAAAGUGGGAGUGGUGGUAGGGAAUUGUUUUGGGUUUGUUGGGAAUCGCAUGAUGUUUCCGUACGUCCAACAAGCAGUUUUCCUUUUAGAGGAAGGAAGCAGACCAGAAGCAGUAGAUCAGGUUCUUGAAGAUUUUGGGUUUAAGAUAGGCCCUUUCCGCAUGUCUGACCUGGCUGGGCUGGAUGUGGGCUGGAGGUCUCGGAAGGAUCAGGGCCUGACUGGGCCAUCCCUCCCCGCAGGCACGCCGGCCCGGCAGCGGCACGGGCAACGCUACAGCCCCCUGCCAGACCUCCUGUGUGAGCAGGGCCGCUUCGGCCAGAAAACCGGCAAGGGCUGGUACCAGUACGAGAAGGCUGGGGGCAGGACAGCCACGCCAGACCCAUGGCUCCACAACUUCCUGUCCCAGUACAGAGACACCCAUCGCAUCAAGACCCGCUUUAUAGACCAGGAGGAAAUCCUGGAGCGGUGUUUGUUUUCCCUCAUCAACGAGGGGUUUGCCAUCCUGGAUGAGGGAAUAGCAUCAGGCCCAGAGCACCUGGAUGUCAUUUACAUCAAUGGCUAUGGGUGGCCGAAGCACAGGGGCGGCCCCAUGUUCUACGCCUCCACUGUGGGGCUCUCCCGCGUGCUGGCUAAACUGCAGAAAUACUCCGAGGCCCACCCUGAUGUGCCCGGGCUACAGCCCAGUGCCUUUCUGAAAAAGCUGGUGGCUGUGGGGAACCCCCCACUCAAGGAGUGGAUGUCCUACCUCAGCCGGCAGAGCCCCAAGCUGUGAUUCCUCUGACGGAGGCUGAUCUCCUGAAACUGGUGCUUCAAUUGCACUGCCUCUUCCAAUAAAACCCAAAGUGCUACAGGCCCAUAAACAAAGCCACGGGCCUUCCGAGACCUUUGCAGGGAAUCAUUUUGGCUGAUAAUUGAUCUCAGUCCCCUACCUGCUGUAGGUCACCACUGCCUUCAUCCAGCCUUCUCUCUCAGCCCCAGCCUCACUCACUGUCUUCACACACUGCUGUGUAAAGGCCUGUCUCAUUUUGCACUGCCUGCAGGUCAUCACAGCUGUACUCCUCUUCCAGUCUGUCUUUGGGGAAGGCAGGGAGCAGCAUUUACGGCCCACAAUGCAAGUAAUGGUUGGAGCCAAGAAAAUUAGGAUCACAGUUCAAUCAACACCUGCCGGAUCUACCAAACCCUGUCUUCAACCUAUUUCCCAGUUUGUUUCAGUUCUUUCUUGUGCAGCCACCUCCCCUCAAUUCCCUGCUCUUCUGCAGCCAGCCAACUGGAAUCUGCUGUGGGACAGAUGGCACAAGGGUGCAGCAGCUUUCAGCGGUAAAGUCAAAUGAAGUGGAGAGAGCAGGUUUGGGCAGAGAGCAAGGGGCAGUCCCUUGCUGUCCCCUGGUACUGUCUCUUCUCCCUGCUGCAGAGGAAGCUCUAAUAAAUGCCAGGAAACCACAAAUACAUCAGCCUGACUAACCUGCCCCGUGGUGCUUUCUGCAUCCAGACUCUAUCCGCUGUUACCAUUAUCCCCACCUGGCUUUGUCCAAGCAGAAACAUCUUCUGGCAUCCCUUCAGUGUGGAAAUGUGUUGCCAUCACUCCCAGCAUCUUGCUUGACUACAGCUACCAGGUCUUGGGGCUCAACAGGCUCUAAUUGACCAGCUUGAAUCAUGGCCUGGCACUGACCAGGUUUUCCCAUGAUCAGAGGGUGCACUGGGAAGGGCACGGCACAAGAGCUGUGCAGGCAGGGACACUGCUUGCAGGCAGGCAGGGAGGUGGCAGACCUCUAGCAAAGGGCAGAGCAGAGUGAGAGGGAGCCAAACUAGCUCCAGGCUUGAUGCUUUGGGACAAAGUCUCCCAUGUCACAUGUCUAGUGAACGUAUCUUCUGGUUUGUUGUGGGAAAUAGGUUGGUCUGUAUUCCCUUCUCAGGCACACUGGAUGUUUAACUUUUGAUUUUUAUUUAAUUAAACUGCUUUGAUUAUCUAAUGACAGAUUAUAUGGUGUCACAUGAGAUAGUGGGGAAAAAAAAAAAGCAAAUGUGCUUGGUUUUUGUUUUUUCCCCAUCCCUUCUUUACAUUAUGGAAUUAGAUAAUUUUCCUGUUUCUGGAAGAGUUUGUGUUUGAAAAGGGUGCAUACCUCUUUUGUCUAAAUACAUUUUAUUUUGCCCUUUG
This is a messenger RNA of Vidua macroura (Pin-tailed whydah), 3764 nucleotides long. It is a transcript of the gene EHHADH, whose product is annotated as enoyl-CoA hydratase and 3-hydroxyacyl CoA dehydrogenase. Gene Ontology annotation, molecular function: NAD+ binding; (3S)-3-hydroxyacyl-CoA dehydrogenase (NAD+) activity. Gene Ontology annotation, cellular component: peroxisome. NCBI's taxonomy places the organism in Eukaryota, Metazoa, Chordata, Aves, Passeriformes, Viduidae. Gene Ontology annotation, biological process: fatty acid beta-oxidation. The record is from RefSeq and is a predicted model, not a curated record. The transcript has 7 exons. The coding region runs from base 141 to 2381 and encodes 746 amino acids.